This is a messenger RNA of Artibeus jamaicensis (Jamaican fruit-eating bat), 1050 nucleotides long. It is a transcript of the gene MGST1, whose product is annotated as microsomal glutathione S-transferase 1. Lineage: Eukaryota; Metazoa; Chordata; Mammalia; Chiroptera; Phyllostomidae. Gene Ontology annotation, molecular function: glutathione transferase activity. Gene Ontology annotation, cellular component: membrane; mitochondrion. Bases 218 to 682 code for a protein of 154 amino acids. The transcript has 5 exons. The record is from RefSeq and is a predicted model, not a curated record.
GGCGCCUGCUUCUAGUCCGGCCGCGCGUAGUGAAAGUCCCCGCAGUUCAGCCACCCGCUUGCUGGGACAGGUUUGGUGCCUUGCUCCUGCUGUGAUCCACGCACUGGAACAAGUGCAGAUAAGUUAUGUGUUACCAGAAGUAUUUCCUUGCAUAGAGCAUUUAUCUGACAUUCUGACCUUUCAAGACUACUGACUUGUGGAGAUCAAAGUUGAAAAAAUGGUUGGCAUUACCCAGCUAAUGGAAGAUAAAGUAUUCAUGGCCUUUGCCUCCUAUACAACGAUUAUUCUUUCAAAAAUGAUGUUUAUGAGUACUGCAACUGCUUUCUACAGAUUGACAAGAAAGGUUUUUGUCAACCCAGAAGACUAUGCAAGCUUUGGCAAAGAAAAUGCCAAGAAUUAUUCCCGGGUCGAUGAGAGAGUAGAACGUGUACGAAGGGCCCACCUGAAUGACCUUGAGAAUAUUGUGCCAUUUCUUGGCAUUGGCCUUCUGUAUGCCUUAAGUGGUCCAGACCUCUCAACAGCCAUCCUGCACUUCAGACUCUUUGUGGGAGCACGGAUCUACCACACAAUUGCGUAUCUGUUACCCCUUCCCCAGCCGAAUCGCGCUUUGGCUUUUUUUGUGGGAUAUGGAGUUACUAUUUCAAUGGCUUACCGGUUGCUAAAGAGUAGAUUGUACCUAUGAGGAGAACCAUGCAACUCAUCAUCCAAUUGUUUUCUAAGAAUUCUGUACUUCCAAUUUACAGUGAAUACUUUUUAAGAUUUUAAGUGGGAGGGAACAGAGAAAUUAAGGUGGGGAAGCAUAGUCUGAUUAUUAACAUCACCAGUAUCCUUUAUUUGUGUAUUUGAGCUAGAAAUUUAAUGUAAUACUUACAUCUUUUGUCUUAUUCUUAAAGUACCUUGUUAUAAAUUUUGAUUGUACUUUGUAACAUUGAUUCACCAUUUCACAUUUUAAAUCUAUAAAAAGAGUGAGUGCAUAUAUGAGAAACUAUUAUUUCAAUAUUGCUGAAAUAGGCAUAUGAAAUAAAGAAUUUAAAGAAACAUUUUAUCUGA